AAAAGCCAGGGCAAGAUUGGGAGAUAGAUUUCACUGAGGUAAGGCCAGGCAAGUACGGGUACCGCUAUCUGUUGGUUCUGGUAGAUACCUUCUCGGGGUGGGUGGAAGCUUUCCCCACUAAGGGAGAGACAGCAAUAGUGGUUGCUAAAAAGAUCUUAGAGGAGAUAGGGCCUAGGUAUGGGCUGCCAGUGACUAUGGGCUCUGAUAAUGGACCUGCCUUUGUGAGCCAGAUUGUACAAGGGCUGGCCCAAGCUCUGGGGACGAAAUGGAAGUUACACUGCGAAUAUAAUCCCCAGAGCUCAGGACAGGUUGAGAGAAUGAAUCGGACCCUAAAAGAAACUUUGACAAAGUUGGCAAUAGAGACUGGCGGGGACUGGGUGACCCUCCUCCCCUUUGCACUCUUUCGGGCACGUAACACCCCUUAUAAGCUGAAUCUUACUCCUUUUGAGAUUCUGUAUGGAAGACCCCCUCCUGUGUAUCCUAUUUUCGAAGGAAAAUGUCUGCCACCCCCUACUUUGGGACAAUUCCAGCAAACUCUGAUAGCAUUAAGUAAGAUGCAUAACCAUGUUUGGAAAUUGAUUCGAGAGAUACAUGAGGGCCAAAACAAGAGGGCCCUCCCCUCACAUAAUAUUGGCCCAGGUGAUUGGGUUUGGGUAAAACGACACCAAUCUAAAGUAUUAGAACCUAGAUGGAAACGCCCUUAUGUUGUUCUUCUUACCACUCCUACCGCUGUCAAGGUCGACAGGAUUGGACCCUGGGUUCACUGCAAUCACGUGCGGCAAGCCACAUCGGAAGAACAGGAAAAAGCGCGAGCAGAAUGGAAGGCGAGUCCUCACCCGUCAAAUUCUUUGAAACUGAAACUCGUCCGCCGGGAGGCCUCCUAAUUUUCCUGCUGAUGGCAGCUCUCAUCGACCCAGGAGUGACCAGUCAUAACCCCCAUCAACCUGCUAAGAUCACAUGGAAACUCAACGACGGGCAAACUCAUGAGCUGCUCAAUGAGACCUCAGGAAUCCACCCUCCAAACACCUGGUGGCCAGACCUGAACUUCGACCUCUCAAGCCUCUUCGCAAAGCAGGACGGUCUCUAUGAUAAGUCCUAUAGGGAUGGGAUAAAAAACCAUAGGUUGGGGUUUUGGGCUUGCCCGGGCUAUGUAAGAAAUAACUGGAAAACCUGUGAUGGCAUAGAAAGCUAUUAUUGCAGGAGCUGGAGUUGUGUGACCUCUUGUGAUGGACCCCAGAGGUGGGAUGUCGGAAACAGAGAUCUAGUUAGCUUCACCUUCAAGGACCGUAGACACCAGGGGCCUCAGGUACGAGUACAAUUUAACCAGGAACGGGCGAAGAAAGAAAACCGCUGGACCUCAGGACUGACUUGGGGUUUUCAGCUUCACGUAAAUUGGCCCGGCCCCUACCCAGGCGAGCUUUUAAUCAUUAAACAGGUUAUUGAGCCGGUGCAGGUACAUAGUUUAGGUCCCAAUCUGGUCAAAGCAUUACAGGGGCAUAAGGCGACCCCCAAGCCAACCACCUUCAGACCAAGCUUGCCGGGAACAUUUAACAUCUCCUCUACCCCGAGCCUCAGAGGCAAACUGACAGAAACCCCUGGCCCUCUGGCUGUUACCAUUAGCUCAGCAAUUCAGGACCCCCUAUGGGCCUUAGUGAAUGCAGCCUUUACGGUCUUAAACCAUACCAACCCUAAUGCGACCCAGUCCUGUUGGCUUUGUUAUAAUCUUCACCCACCCUUCUAUGAGGCCAUAGGCCUCAAUGUCUCUUACCACUUAUCUUCAGGCCAGAACCCACCCCCAUGCCGAUGGGAAGAACGCAAGGUUGGCCUCACAAUGAAUGAAGUCUGGGGACAGGGACUCUGUUUGGGCACAGUGCCACGUGAUAAAACUUCCCUCUGUGCCCGGACUAUUAGUAACCUACGCUUACACGGCAAACAUUGGAUUGUGCCAGAGGUUGGGGGUUGGUGGAUUUGUUCACAUACUGGGCUAACCCCAUGUUUACAUUGUGAAGAUUUUUAACCAGAGUCAAGAAUUCUGUGUCCUGGUUGCUGUAAUGCCAAAAAUCUUAUACCACUCUGAAGAGGUUAUGUACUCACACUGGGACCGGGAAUUGCUAAGACAAAAGAGAGAGCCAAUCAGUGCAAUCACCAUGGCAGCCUUGUUCAGUCUUGGGCUGGCAGGAGCAGGGACAGGAAUAGCUUCACUAUCUCUGCAAGGCCAAGGGUUUUCCUCCCUACGAGCCGCCAUAGAUGAAGAUAUAACUCGCAUAGAAGAAUCAAUCAGCCACUUAGAGAAGUCUCUGACUUCCUUGUCUGAGGUGGUCUUGCAGAAUAGGAGAGGAUUAGACUUGAUUUUUCUCCAACACGGUGGGGUCUGCGCGGUUCUGGGAGAAGAAUGUUGUUUCUAUGCAGACCACACAGGAGUGGUAAGAGAAUCUAUGGCAAAAGUAAGAGAAGGGCUGGCGCAAUGAAAGAGGGAACGGGAGGCCCAACAGGGAUGGUUUGAGUCUUGGUUUCAACGCUCCCCCUGGCUGACCACCUUAGUUUCCACCCUCCUGGGCCCGCUUAUAGUGCUAUUAUUAACACUUACAUUUGGCCCUUGUAUUUUAAACCGGCUAAUGUCAUUUAUUAAAGAACGUCUAAAUACCAUUCAGAUUAUGGUAUUGAGGCAGCAAUAUCAGAUGGUAGCCCAGGAUGAAGAGAAAGAUUCCUCUACAGGAACAACAAGACAGGGGGGAAUGUGAGGCUGCCAGGGUUAAUACCGUGACGGGCGGCCUGGACCUAAGUUUUAGCUUCCCCCGAAAUGGUAAGAUUCCCUACCCCCAUCAGGUAACCUGGAGCCAGCCAAUCAAUAUGCGCCCAGUAAGAACAAAGGGAGAGCUGAAAAGCCCGUGAACGCCCAGGUUUGAAAAAAGCCCGCGAAAAUCUGUACCAAUAGAAUUGCCUUGCAAACAUGUAACCAAUCCGCUUAAGCCAGCUACUAACCGCUUUUGCAUAUCUUAUAAAUUUGUGUAACAAGCUUGAGCUCAGCGCUUUCUGACCCUGCACCACUGUGAUGUUUGUGGCAGAAAGCCCUGGCUCGAGACAGUAAUAAACUUCCCUUUUUUGCGAGUUGCAUUGUCUUGGAAGCCUUCUCUCUCUUCCCGCUCGGAUUCGGACAUCGGGCAUAACGUUUGGGGGCUCGUCUGGGAUCCCUUGACCGGGAGAAGGGAACGCUUACAGGACAAAGGGGAAGGAUAAAUAAUAACACCGGUGCUCAGGAAAGUCCAGAGUAAAUCCAAGGCCCUGCUGGGAAGCAGGGAGGUAUCUGGCACAGAAGGAAGGCUUUCUAUAAAGGGGGGCCAGCCGGCAUGAGGCCAGCGGAUGCGCUGGGAGGCAGCCGACUCCGCGGGAAGGAAAGUUCCUCUACCGACCCCGAGUCUGGUGAAAAGCGGACGCCAUUCUGUAAGGUGAAUCUGCUACCGGGAGGCAAGAAAAUUCAGGGGGCCCGAAAACCCAGCGCUGUGUCGUCGGCCGACGUUUGUUUGUCCGUGUGUUUGUCUUUGGCUCUCCGUGUUUUUGUGUGUGCCGGCAUUGUCUCUAGUCUCGUUCUCUUCUGGUGCAUCGUUCUUUCUCACUUCUGACUUUUUCUCCUUCUCUUCUUCUCUGAUCUGCCCUCAACUCCUUUUCUUUUCGGGAGUUUCAGUGAACAGGCGAACGGUUGUGGGGGCAUUUGAUGAGUCCUGGCCAGGGCUACACUCUGGCGGACUCUGAAGGCCCUACAAUAAGUAAGCCUCAGUAACUAGAGCCCGACCGGGUGAAACUCUCCUUUAACAUCCCUAACUGAGGACGUGGCCUAAAAUUCUUCUUGUGGGCACGGGUCAGGCACUUAAAGGCCAUUAGGGCACCUGCCACUUGAAGACUCCCGUGAGAGGAUAAGGGGGUCACGGAACGGACUAGAAACCCCUAGGGUGCCCGCCCCCAGCAAGAAAACUUCCGUGCAACGACGCCGGCACAUAAACAGUUCCAAAAGCAUACCAUAAGCCCAACCUCUUGGCCGCCACCACUCCCGGUAGGAUUUUUGGUGGUCGUUCUCAGUGACUUCCUCUCUCUCUUCCUUACCGUUUAUUCUUUGACCAUGGGGCAGGGAGAAUCUACCCCACUUUCUCUCAUGACUGACCAUUUUUCGGAUGUCAGGGCCAGGGCCCAUAACUUGUCUUUGCUAGUCAAGAAAAGUAAAUUAAUAACUUUUUGUUCUGCAGUGGCCCGCCUUUCAGGUUGGAUGGCCUCCGGAAGGCACCUUUCAACCGUCCAUCAUACAGGCUGUGAAGGAGAAGAUUAUGGCUCCUGAUCCCUGGGGCCAUCCGAGUCAGGUCCCCUAUGUCAUGGUCUGGCAGGAUCUAGUGGAAAAUCCGCCUAAAUGGUUAAAACCUUUUGUUCACAAACUUCCUAGUUCCUCCAAUUCACAGGUCCUGGUGAUGGAGACCCCCCGGAGGAAACCAAAAAGAAAGAGGACCCAAAACCAGUCCUUCAGGAAUCAUCUUAUCCAAACCUGAUAGAUCUAGAAACGGAGAUAAGGCCUCUGCCAUAUGUGCCCUCCUUGCAAUCCCCUCCGAGGAGAGAAGCUCCCACAGGUGAACCGAGAGGAUUAAGAGGGCCAACGGGAACCGACCGUGAGGGGGGGCUGGCAUUGGGGACCCGGGGGAAAACUAAGGGAGAUAGGGGUAAGCAAGACCCUGGGGCCCCAGAGUUACCUUCAUCCACUGUUCAGGCGCUCCCCGUCCGAGUGGGACCAACUAACCCGGACGGAGAGCGAACCUAUCAGUACUGGCCCUUUUCCACGAGUGACCUGUACAAUUGGAAGACCCAAAACCCUCCUUUCUCAGAGAAACCCCAAGGCCUCAUUGACCUCUUAGAUUCCAUUUUGUUCACUCAUAAUCCCACCUGGGAUGAUUGUCAGCAGCUGUUGCAGGUGCUCUUCACCACGGAAGAACGGGAGCGAAUUCUGGCAGAGGCGCGGAAACGGGCCCCAGGGGUCGACAGGAGGCCAACCGCCCAGCCUCAUCUUGUGGACGAGGGGUUUCCCCUGUUGCGGCCUAACUGGGAUUUUGAGCGGGUGGAAGGUAGGGAGCGUCUCCGAGUGUACCGCCAGACUCUAAUGGCUGGCCUGCGGGCUGCAGCAAGAAAGCCGACAAAUCUGGCAAAGGUAAAUUUAGUAAGGCAAGAGCCCACUGAAAGCCCGGCAGCCUUCCUAGAGAGGCUGAUGGAAGCUUUCAGGCAAUAUACACCUAUGGACCCCCAGGCUGAGGAGUCACGCGCUGCAGUUCUGUUAGCGUUCGUGAAUCAGGCAGCCCCAGAUAUUAGGAAGAAAUUACAAAAGGUAGAGGGAUUGGGAGAACAGACAAUACAGGAUUUACUGAAAGUAGCUGAAAAGGUAUUUAAUAAUAGGGAAACCCCAGAAGAAAGGGAAGAGCGAAUUCGGCGGGAGGAAAGGGAAUUAGCGGAGAAGAUCAGGAAAGAAGAUAGGGAACAUAGGGCGAGGGAAAACCGGAAGAACCAGAAGGAGCUAGCCCAGAUUCUUUUUGCGGGGAUAAAGGCCGGAACAGAAUUGAGGGAACCUCGAGACCCCCGGACGGGAGAAAAAGAAAAACCAAAAAGGCAGGCCCUAAAGAAGGAUCAGUGCGCCUACUGCAAAGAACAGGGGCACUGGAAAAACGAGUGCCCUAAGAGGGACUCAAGGAGAGGAAUGACCCAGAGAGAGAAAAUCCCCCCUGGAACUCGAGUUCUAUAUGCGGGGGAAGACAGUGACUAGGGGAGUCGAGACUCGGCACCCCUCCCCGAGUCCUGGGUAGCCAUACAUGUGGAGGGGAAACCCGUUGGCUUCAUGGUAGAUACUGGCGCCCAACACUCUGUUUUAAAUAAAAAACUGGGACCAAUGUCUAAGAAAACCAGCUUAGUGCAAGGAGCCAUGGGGACAAAAAGAUAUUGUUGGACCACAGAAUGGAAAGUAAAUCUGGGGACCCACCAGGUGUCCCAUUCGUUUUUGGUGAUACCAGAAUGCCCAGCCCCUCUACUUGGAAGAGACUUGUUGACUAAAGUUAAUGCUCAGAUCCAUUUUGACCCCGGGGGAAUGUCAGUCACGGAUGGACUUGGACAACCGAUACAUGUCUUGUCCCUAGCCUUAAGAGAUGAAUACAGACUUUUUGCGCCUAAGCCCUCAGAGACCAUAGCACUAGAUGUACAACCGUGGGUCCAUAAAUAUCCAUUGGCCUGGGCAGAAACAGCAGGAAUGGGACUAGCCAAACAGAGACAUCCGGUCGUCAUCGAGCUAAAGGCCGAGGCAGUUCCUGUGAGGGUGAGACAGUACCCUAUGAGCCAAGAAGCUCGGCGGGGGAUCACUCCCCACAUUCGACGGCUCAUGGAGGCCGGAAUUCUCAGGCGAUGCCAAUCCCCACACCCCCUUACUGCCGGUGAAGAAGCCAGGGGGGACAGAUUACAGACCUGUCCAAGACCUGCGAGAAGUCAACAAACGGGUGAGUGACAUACACCCAACUGUCCCUAACCCGUAUACCCUCCUGAGCAGUUUACUGCCUGAGUACACUUGGUACACUGUGCUGGACUUGAAGGAUGCCUUUUUCAGCCUACCCCUGGCAGUUCGGAGCCAGGAGAUAUUUGCCUUUGAGUGGACUGAGGGGGAGGGCCAACCGGUAGUACAAUUAACUUGGACCCGCCUCCCACAGGGGUUCAAGAACUCCCCUACCUUGUUUAAUGAGGCUCUGAGUGAGGACCUCUAAGAAUAUCGGGCUUGCCACCCAGAGGUCAUUCUGCUACAAUAUGUAGAUGACCUUAUGUUGGCUGGAACCACAGAGGAAGCUUGCAGCCGUGCCACUGGGGACCUAUUACAGACCCUAGGCAUCUCGGGGUAUCGCGCUAGCGCAAAGAAGGCACAAAUAGCCCGGCAAGAGGUCACCUAUUUGGGGUAUAAGAUCAGGCAGGGGCAAAGGUGGCUAACCCAGGCCAUGAAAGAAACAAUAUUGCAGAUACCAGAGCCCAAAAACCCCCGCCAGGUGAGAGAGUUUCUGGGGACUGUUGGAUAUUGCAGACUGUGGAUUAUGGGGUUUGCUGAGAAGGCCCGGCCCUUAUAUGAGGGAAGUAAAGAGACCCCAAACUGGACUUGGACUGAGCCAAUGAAACAGGCUUUCCAGACACUCAGACGGGCCCUACUAGAAGCCCCAGCCCUUGCCCUGCCUAACCCAAAUAAGCCAUUCCAGCUGUUUGUAGAUGAAAAGCAAGGAAUAGGAAAGGGGGUCUUGACUCAACAAUGGGGACCAUGGAAGCGGCCGGUAGCAUACCUUUCGAAGCGAUUAGACCCGGUGGCCGCUGGGUGGCCCCCUUGCCUUCGCAUCAUUGCAGCUACAGCCCUCCUCGUCCGCGACGCUGACAAGUUGACGUAUGGACAGCAACUCUCGGUUUACACCCCCCACGCCGUAGAAGGGGUUUUAAAGCAGCCGCCGGGUAAGUGGAUCUCCAAUGCCCGCUUGACACACUACCAGGCCUUGCUGCUCGAUGCCCCAUGGGUGCGUUUUCAGACCCCUUGCUUCCUAAAUCCGGCCACGCUCUUACCCAACCCAGAGAAGGACAGCCCUCUCCACGAUUGCAGUGAGAUACUGGCUGAGGCCCUGGCGGCACGAAAAGACUUAACUGAUGUACCCCUAAGCAACAGGGAGCUAGUAUGGUUCACCGAUGGGAGCAGUUAUGUAAAAGAUGGGCAAAGGAAGGCGGGAGCCGCCAUAGUUGAUGAUUCAGGGCAGACGAUAUGGGCUGAGACACUACCCCCAAACACUUCUGCACAAAAAGCAGAAUUGAUUGCCCUAACACAGGCUCUGGAGCAAGCCAAAGGGAAGAGAGUCACCAUUUUUACUGACAGCCGAUAUGCUUUCAGCACUGCCCAUAUGCAAGGUCCCAUAUACCAAGAAAGGGGAUUUCGGACAGCUGAGGGAAAAGAGGUCAAAAAUCUGCCUGAGAUUCGCAGGAUCUUGGAAGCUGUCCAACUACCCCAGGCAGUAGCUAUAGUACAUGUCCCCGGUCACCAGAAAGGAGAAGACCCUAAGGCGCGGGGCAAUCGUGCUGCUGAUGCGGCCGCUCGAGAAGCGGCUAGCCGGGACUAUGCUGCCCUCAUAUUAGCCGUGGGACUUCCACCUCCUUGUUUGGGGACCUUGCCACCAGUUCCCGAAUAUUCCCUCCCUGAUCUCGCCUGGAUCAACAAGGAUACCACCCUCCAGAAAGAUGACCAAGAUGGAUGGUACCGAGACCAAAUCAACAACCUGAUCUUGCCUGCCACCCUGGGUCGUCACCUGUGUGAACACCUGCACACAACUACACACUUGGGAGAAAAAAAGACCCUAACACUUCUCCAGACGGCCUGCCUGAGGUUCCCUCGACAAAAUGCCACUGUACGAGAGAUAAUUCAAGCCUGCAAAGCGUGCCAGCUGAUGAGGGCAGAGAAGAAGCAGCACUCGGGAACGAGGUACCGAGCGGAAAAGCCAGGGCAACAUUGGGAGAUAGAUUUCACUGAGGUAAGGCCAGGCAAGUACGGGUACCGCUAUCUGUUGGUUCUGGUAGAUACCUUCUCGGGGUGGGUGGAAGCUUUCCCCACUAAGGGAGAGACAGCAAUAGUGGUUGCUAAAAAGAUCUUAGAGGAGAUAGGGCCUAGGUAUGGGCUGCCAGUGACUAUGGGCUCUGAUAAUGGACCUGCCUUUGUGAGCCAGAUUGUACAAGGGCUGGCCCAAGCUCUGGGGAUGAAAUGGAAGUUACAUUGCUAAUAUAAUCCCCAGAGCUCAGGACAGGUUGAGAGAAUGAAUCGGACCCUAAAAGAAACUUUGACAAAGUUGGCAAUAGAGACUGGCGGGGACUGGGUGACCCUCCUCCCCUUUGCACUCUUUCGGGCACGUAACACCCCUUAUAAGCUGAAUCUUACUCCUUUUGAGAUUCUGUAUGGAAGACCCCCUCCUGUGUAUCCUAUUUUCGAAGGAAAAUGUCUGCCACCCCCUACUUUGGGACAAUUCCAGCAAACUCUGAUAGCAUUAAGUAAGAUGCAUAACCAUGUUUGGAAAUUGAUUCGAGAGAUACAUGAGGGCCAAAACAAGAGGGCCCUCCCCUCACAUAAUAUUGGCCCAGGUGAUUGGGUUUGGGUAAAACGACACCAAUCUAAAGUAUUAGAACCUAGAUGGAAACGCCCUUAUGUUGUUCUUCUUACCACUCCUACCGCUGUCAAGGUCGACAGGAUUGGACCCUGGGUUCACUGCAAUCACGUGCGGCAAGCCACAUCGGAAGAACAGGAAAAAGCGCGAGCAGAAUGGAAGGCGAGUCCUCACCCGUCAAAUCCUUUGAAACUGAAACUCGUCCGCCGGGAGGCCUCCUAAUUCUCCUGCUGAUGGCAGCUCUCAUCGACCCAGGAGUGACCAGUCAUAACCCCCAUCAACCUGCUAAGAUCACAUGGAAACUCAACGACGGGCAAACUCAUGAGCUGCUCAAUGAGACCUCAGGAAUCCACCCUCCAAACACCUGGUGGCCAGACCUGAACUUCGACCUCUCAAGCCUCUUCGCAAAGCAGGACGGUCUCUAUGAUAAGUCCUAUAGGGAUGGGAUAAAAAACCAUAGGUUGGGGUUUUGGGCUUGCCCGGGCUAUGUAAGAAAUAACUGGAAAACCUGUGGUGGCAUAGAAAGCUAUUAUUGCAGGAGCUGGAGUUGUGUGACCUCUUGUGAUGGACCCCAGAGGUGGGAUGUCGGAAACAGAGAUCUAGUUAGCUUCACCUUCAAGGACCGUAGACACCAGGGGCCUCAGGUACGAGUACAAUUUAACCAGGAACGGGCGAAGAAAGAAAACCGCUGGACCUCAGGACUGACUUGGGGUUUUCAGCUUCACGUAAAUUGGCCCGGCCCCUACCCAGGCGAGCUUUUAAUCAUUAAACAGGUUAUUGAGCCGGUGCAGGUACAUAGUUUAGGUCCCAAUCUGGUCAAAGCAUUACAGGGGCAUAAGGCGACCCCCAAGCCAACCACCUUCAGACCAAGCUUGCCGGGAACAUUUAACAUCUCCUCUACCCCGAGCCUCAGAGGCAAACUGACAGAAACCCCUGGCCCUCUGGCUGUUACCAUUAGCUCAGCAAUUCAGGACCCCCUAUGGGCCUUAGUGAAUGCAGCCUUUACGGUCUUAAACCAUACCAACCCUAAUGCGACCCAGUCCUGUUGGCUUUGUUAUAAUCUUCACCCACCCUUCUAUGAGGCCAUAGGCCUCAAUGUCUCUUACCACUUAUCUUCAGGCCAGAACCCACCCCCAUGCCGAUGGGAAGAACGCAAGGUUGGCCUCACAAUGAAUGAAGUCUGGGGACAGGGACUCUGUUUGGGCACAGUGCCACGUGAUAAAACUUCCCUCUGUGCCCGGACUAUUAGUAACCUACGCUUACACGGCAAACAUUGGAUUGUGCCAGAGGUUGGGGGUUGGUGGAUUUGUUCACAUACUGGGCUAACCCCAUGUUUACAUUGUGAAGAUUUUUAACCAGAGUCAAGAAUUCUGUGUCCUGGUUGCUGUAAUGCCAAAAAUCUUAUACCACUCUGAAGAGGUUAUGUACUCACACUGGGACCGGGAAUUGCUAAGACAAAAGAGAGAGCCAAUCAGUGCAAUCACCAUGGCAGCCUUGUUCAGUCUUGGGCUGGCAGGAGCAGGGACAGGAAUAGCUUCACUAUCUCUGCAAGGCCAAGGGUUUUCCUCCCUACGAGCCGCCAUAGAUGAAGAUAUAACUCGCAUAGAAGAAUCAAUCAGCCACUUAGAGAAGUCUCUGACUUCCUUGUCUGAGGUGGUCUUGCAGAAUAGGAGAGGAUUAGACUUGAUUUUUCUCCAACACGGUGGGGUCUGCGCGGUUCUGGGAGAAGAAUGUUGUUUCUAUGCAGACCACACAGGAGUGGUAAGAGAAUCUAUGGCAAAAGUAAGAGAAGGGCUGGCGCAAUGAAAGAGGGAACGGGAGGCCCAACAGGGAUGGUUUGAGUCUUGGUUUCAACGCUCCCCCUGGCUGAACACCUUAGUUUCCACCCUCCUGGGCCCGCUUAUAGUGCUAUUAUUAACACUUACAUUUGGCCCUUGUAUUUUAAACCGGCUAAUGUCAUUUAUUAAAGAACGUCUAAAUACCAUUCAGAUUAUGGUAUUGAGGCAGCAAUAUCAGAUGGUAGCCCAGGAUGAAGAGAAAGAUUCCUCUACAGGAACAACAAGACAGGGGGGAAUGUGAGGCUGCCAGGGUUAAUACCGUGACGGGCGGCCUGGACCUAAGUUUUAGCUUCCCCCGAAAUGGUAAGAUUCCCUACCCCCAUCAGGUAACCUGGAGCCAGCCAAUCAAUAUGCGCCCAGUAAGAACAAAGGGAGAGCUGAAAAGCCCGUGAACGCCCAGGUUUGAAAAAAGCCCGCGAAAAUCUGUACCAAUAGAAUUGCCUUGCAAACAUGUAACCAAUCCGCUUAAGCCAGCUACUAACCGCUUUUGCAUAUCUUAUAAAUUUGUGUAACAAGCUUGAGCUCAGCGCUUUCUGACCCUGCACCACUGUGAUGUUUGUGGCAGAAAGCCCUGGCUCGAGACAGUAAUAAACUUCCCUUUUUUGCGAGUUGCAUUGUCUUGGAAGCCUUCUCUCUCUUCCCGCUCGGAUUCGGACAUCGGGCAUAACGUUUGGGGGCUCGUCUGGGAUCCCUUGACCGGGAGAAGGGAACGCUUACAGGACAAAGGGGAAGGAUAAAUAAUAACACCGGUGCUCAGGAAAGUCCAGAGUAAAUCCAAGGCCCUGCUGGGAAGCAGGGAGGUAUCUGGCACAGAAGGAAGGCUUUCUAUAAAGGGGGGCCAGCCGGCAUGAGGCCAGCGGAUGCGCUGGGAGGCAGCUGACUCCGCGGGAAGGAAAGUUCCUCUACCGACCCCGAGUCUGGUGAAAAGCGGACGCCAUUCUGUAAGGUGAAUCUGCUACCGGGAGGCAAGAAAAUUCAGGGGGCCCGAAAACCCAGCGCUGUGUCGUCGGCCGACGUUUGUUUGUCCGUGUGUUUGUCUUUGGCUCUCCGUGUUUUUGUGUGUGCCGGCAUUGUCUCUAGUCUCGUUCUCUUCUGGUGCAUCGUUCUUUCUCACUUCUGACUUUUUCUCCUUCUCUUCUUCUCUGAUCUGCCCUCAACUCCUUUUCUUUUCGGGAGUUUCAGUGAACAGGCGAACGGUUGUGGGGGCAUUUGAUGAGUCCUGGCCAGGGCUACACUCUGGCGGACUCUGAAGGCCCUACAAUAAGUAAGCCUCAGUAACUAGAGCCCGACCGGGUGAAACUCUCCUUUAACAUCCCUAACUGAGGACGUGGCCUAAAAUUCUUCUUGUGGGCACGGGUCAGGCACUUAAAGGCCAUUAGGGCACCUGCCACUUGAAGACUCCCGUGAGAGGAUAAGGGGGUCACGGAACGGACUAGAAACCCCUAGGGUGCCCGCCCCCAGCAAGAAAACUUCCGUGCAACGACGCCGGCACAUAAACAGUUCCAAAAGCAUACCAUAAGCCCAACCUCUUGGCCGCCACCACUCCCGGUAGGAUUUUUGGUGGUCGUUCUCAGUGACUUCCUCUCUCUCUUCCUUACCGUUUAUUCUUUGACCAUGGGGCAGGGAGAAUCUACCCCACUUUCUCUCAUGACUGACCAUUUUUCGGAUGUCAGGGCCAGGGCCCAUAACUUGUCUUUGCUAGUCAAGAAAAGUAAAUUAAUAACUUUUUGUUCUGCAGUGGCCCGCCUUUCAGGUUGGAUGGCCUCCGGAAGGCACCUUUCAACCGUCCAUCAUACAGGCUGUGAAGGAGAAGAUUAUGGCUCCUGAUCCCUGGGGCCAUCCGAGUCAGGUCCCCUAUGUCAUGGUCUGGCAGGAUCUAGUGGAAAAUCCGCCUAAAUGGUUAAAACCUUUUGUUCACAAACUUCCUAGUUCCUCCAAUUCACAGGUCCUGGUGAUGGAGACCCCCCGGAGGAAACCAAAAAGAAAGAGGACCCAAAACCAGUCCUUCAGGAAUCAUCUUAUCCAAACCUGAUAGAUCUAGAAACGGAGAUAAGGCCUCUGCCAUAUGUGCCCUCCUUGCAAUCCCCUCCGAGGAGAGAAGCUCCCACAGGUGAACCGAGAGGAUUAAGAGGGCCAACGGGAACCGACCGUGAGGGGGGGCUGGCAUUGGGGACCCGGGGGAAAACUAAGGGAGAUAGGGGUAAGCAAGACCCUGGGGCCCCAGAGUUACCUUCAUCCACUGUUCAGGCGCUCCCCGUCCGAGUGGGACCAACUAACCCGGACGGAGAGCGAACCUAUCAGUACUGGCCCUUUUCCACGAGUGACCUGUACAAUUGGAAGACCCAAAACCCUCCUUUCUCAGAGAAACCCCAAGGCCUCAUUGACCUCUUAGAUUCCAUUUUGUUCACUCAUAAUCCCACCUGGGAUGAUUGUCAGCAGCUGUUGCAGGUGCUCUUCACCACGGAAGAACGGGAGCGAAUUCUGGCAGAGGCGCGGAAACGGGCCCCAGGGGUCGACGGGAGGCCAACCGCCCAGCCUCAUCUUGUGGACGAGGGGUUUCCCCUGUUGCGGCCUAACUGGGAUUUUGAGCGGGUGGAAGGUAGGGAGCGUCUCCGAGUGUACCGCCAGACUCUAAUGGCUGGCCUGCGGGCUGCAGCAAGAAAGCCGACAAAUCUGGCAAAGGUAAAUUUAGUAAGGCAAGAGCCCACUGAAAGCCCGGCAGCCUUCCUAGAGAGGCUGAUGGAAGCUUUCAGGCAAUAUACACCUAUGGACCCCCAGGCUGAGGAGUCACGCGCUGCAGUUCUGUUAGCGUUCGUGAAUCAGGCAGCCCCAGAUAUUAGGAAGAAAUUACAAAAGGUAGAGGGAUUGGGAGAACAGACAAUACAGGAUUUACUGAAAGUAGCUGAAAAGGUAUUUAAUAAUAGGGAAACCCCAGAAGAAAGGGAAGAGCGAAUUCGGCGGGAGGAAAGGGAAUUAGCGGAGAAGAUCAGGAAAGAAGAUAGGGAACAUAGGGCGAGGGAAAACCGGAAGAACCAGAAGGAGCUAGCCCAGAUUCUUUUUGCGGGGAUAAAGGCCGGAACAGAAUUGAGGGAACCUCGAGACCCCCGGACGGGAGAAAAAGAAAAACCAAAAAGGCAGGCCCUAAAGAAGGAUCAGUGCGCCUACUGCAAAGAACAGGGGCACUGGAAAAACGAGUGCCCUAAGAGGGACUCAAGGAGAGGAAUGACCCAGAGAGAGAAAAUCCCCCCUGGAACUCGAGUUCUAUAUGCGGGGGAAGACAGUGACUAGGGGAGUCGAGACUCGGCACCCCUCCCCGAGUCCUGGGUAGCCAUACAUGUGGAGGGGAAACCCGUUGGCUUCAUGGUAGAUACUGGCGCCCAACACUCUGUUUUAAAUAAAAAACUGGGACCAAUGUCUAAGAAAACCAGCUUAGUGCAAGGAGCCAUGGGGACAAAAAGAUAUUGUUGGACCACAGAAUGGAAAGUAAAUCUGGGGACCCACCAGGUGUCCCAUUCGUUUUUGGUGAUACCAGAAUGCCCAGCCCCUCUACUUGGAAGAGACUUGUUGACUAAAGUUAAUGCUCAGAUCCAUUUUGACCCCGGGGGAAUGUCAGUCACGGAUGGACUUGGACAACCGAUACAUGUCUUGUCCCUAGCCUUAAGAGAUGAAUACAGACUUUUUGCGCCUAAGCCCUCAGAGACCAUAGCACUAGAUGUACAACCGUGGGUCCAUAAAUAUCCAUUGGCCUGGGCAGAAACAGCAGGAAUGGGACUAGCCAAACAGAGACAUCCGGUCGUCAUCGAGCUAAAGGCCGAGGCAGUUCCUGUGAGGGUGAGACAGUACCCUAUGAGCCAAGAAGCUCGGCGGGGGAUCACUCCCCACAUUCGACGGCUCAUGGAGGCCGGAAUUCUCAGGCGAUGCCAAUCCCCACACCCCCUUACUGCCGGUGAAGAAGCCAGGGGGGACAGAUUACAGACCUGUCCAAGACCUGCGAGAAGUCAACAAACGGGUGAGUGACAUACACCCAACUGUCCCUAACCCGUAUACCCUCCUGAGCAGUUUACUGCCUGAGUACACUUGGUACACUGUGCUGGACUUGAAGGAUGCCUUUUUCAGCCUACCCCUGGCAGUUCGGAGCCAGGAGAUAUUUGCCUUUGAGUGGACUGAGGGGGAGGGCCAACCGGUAGUACAAUUAACUUGGACCCGCCUCCCACAGGGGUUCAAGAACUCCCCUACCUUGUUUAAUGAGGCUCUGAGUGAGGACCUCUAAGAAUAUCGGGCUUGCCACCCAGAGGUCAUUCUGCUACAAUAUGUAGAUGACCUUAUGUUGGCUGGAACCACAGAGGAAGCUUGCAGCCGUGCCACUGGGGACCUAUUACAGACCCUAGGCAUCUCGGGGUAUCGCGCUAGCGCAAAGAAGGCACAAAUAGCCCGGCAAGAGGUCACCUAUUUGGGGUAUAAGAUCAGGCAGGGGCAAAGGUGGCUAACCCAGGCCAUGAAAGAAACAAUAUUGCAGAUACCAGAGCCCAAAAACCCCCGCCAGGUGAGAGAGUUUCUGGGGACUGUUGGAUAUUGCAGACUGUGGAUUAUGGGGUUUGCUGAGAAGGCCCGGCCCUUAUAUGAGGGAAGUAAAGAGACCCCAAACUGGACUUGGACUGAGCCAAUGAAACAGGCUUUCCAGACACUCAGACGGGCCCUACUAGAAGCCCCAGCCCUUGCCCUGCCUAACCCAAAUAAGCCAUUCCAGCUGUUUGUAGAUGAAAAGCAAGGAAUAGGAAAGGGGGUCUUGACUCAACAAUGGGGACCAUGGAAGCGGCCGGUAGCAUACCUUUCGAAGCGAUUAGACCCGGUGGCCGCUGGGUGGCCCCCUUGCCUUCGCAUCAUUGCAGCUACAGCCCUCCUCGUCCGCGACGCUGACAAGUUGACGUAUGGACAGCAACUCUCGGUUUACACCCCCCACGCCGUAGAAGGGGUUUUAAAGCAGCCGCCGGGUAAGUGGAUCUCCAAUGCCCGCUUGACACACUACCAGGCCUUGCUGCUCGAUGCCCCAUGGGUGCGUUUUCAGACCCCUUGCUUCCUAAAUCCGGCCACGCUCUUACCCAACCCAGAGAAGGACAGCCCUCUCCACGAUUGCAGUGAGAUACUGGCUGAGGCCCUGGCGGCACGAAAAGACUUAACUGAUGUACCCCUAAGCAACAGGGAGCUAGUAUGGUUCACCGAUGGGAGCAGUUAUGUAAAAGAUGGGCAAAGGAAGGCGGGAGCCGCCAUAGUUGAUGAUUCAGGGCAGACGAUAUGGGCUGAGACACUACCCCCAAACACUUCUGCACAAAAAGCAGAAUUGAUUGCCCUAACACAGGCUCUGGAGCAAGCCAAAGGGAAGAGAGUCACCAUUUUUACUGACAGCCGAUAUGCUUUCAGCACUGCCCAUAUGCAAGGUCCCAUAUACCAAGAAAGGGGAUUUCGGACAGCUGAGGGAAAAGAGGUCAAAAAUCUGCCUGAGAUUCGCAGGAUCUUGGAAGCUGUCCAACUACCCCAGGCAGUAGCUAUAGUACAUGUCCCCGGUCACCAGAAAGGAGAAGACCCUAAGGCGCGGGGCAAUCGUGCUGCUGAUGCGGCCGCUCGAGAAGCGGCUAGCCGGGACUAUGCUGCCCUCAUAUUAGCCGUGGGACUUCCACCUCCUUGUUUGGGGACCUUGCCACCAGUUCCCGAAUAUUCCCUCCCUGAUCUCGCCUGGAUCAACAAGGAUACCACCCUCCAGAAAGAUGACCAAGAUGGAUGGUACCGAGACCAAAUCAACAACCUGAUCUUGCCUGCCACCCUGGGUCGUCACCUGUGUGAACACCUGCACACAACUACACACUUGGGAGAAAAAAAGACCCUAACACUUCUCCAGACGGCCUGCCUGAGGUUCCCUCGACAAAAUGCCACUGUACGAGAGAUAAUUCAAGCCUGCAAAGCGUGCCAGCUGAUGAGGGCAGAGAAGAAGCAGCACUCGGGAACGAGGUACCGAGCGGAAAAGCCAGGGCAACAUUGGGAGAUAGAUUUCACUGAGGUAAGGCCAGGCAAGUACGGGUACCGCUAUCUGUUGGUUCUGGUAGAUACCUUCUCGGGGUGGGUGGAAGCUUUCCCCACUAAGGGAGAGACAGCAAUAGUGGUUGCUAAAAAGAUCUUAGAGGAGAUAGGGCCUAGGUAUGGGCUGCCAGUGACUAUGGGCUCUGAUAAUGGACCUGCCUUUGUGAGCCAGAUUGUACAAGGGCUGGCCCAAGCUCUGGGGAUGAAAUGGAAGUUACAUUGCUAAUAUAAUCCCCAGAGCUCAGGACAGGUUGAGAGAAUGAAUCGGACCCUAAAAGAAACUUUGACAAAGUUGGCAAUAGAGACUGGCGGGGACUGGGUGACCCUCCUCCCCUUUGCACUCUUUCGGGCACGUAACACCCCUUAUAAGCUGAAUCUUACUCCUUUUGAGAUUCUGUAUGGAAGACCCCCUCCUGUGUAUCCUAUUUUCGAAGGAAAAUGUCUGCCACCCCCUACUUUGGGACAAUUCCAGCAAACUCUGAUAGCAUUAAGUAAGAUGCAUAACCAUGUUUGGAAAUUGAUUCGAGAGAUACAUGAGGGCCAAAACAAGAGGGCCCUCCCCUCACAUAAUAUUGGCCCAGGUGAUUGGGUUUGGGUAAAACGACACCAAUCUAAAGUAUUAGAACCUAGAUGGAAACGCCCUUAUGUUGUUCUUCUUACCACUCCUACCGCUGUCAAGGUCGACAGGAUUGGACCCUGGGUUCACUGCAAUCACGUGCGGCAAGCCACAUCGGAAGAACAGGAAAAAGCGCGAGCAGAAUGGAAGGCGAGUCCUCACCCGUCAAAUCCUUUGAAACUGAAACUCGUCCGCCGGGAGGCCUCCUAAUUCUCCUGCUGAUGGCAGCUCUCAUCGACCCAGGAGUGACCAGUCAUAACCCCCAUCAACCUGCUAAGAUCACAUGGAAACUCAACGACGGGCAAACUCAUGAGCUGCUCAAUGAGACCUCAGGAAUCCACCCUCCAAACACCUGGUGGCCAGACCUGAACUUCGACCUCUCAAGCCUCUUCGCAAAGCAGGACGGUCUCUAUGAUAAGUCCUAUAGGGAUGGGAUAAAAAACCAUAGGUUGGGGUUUUGGGCUUGCCCGGGCUAUGUAAGAAAUAACUGGAAAACCUGUGGUGGCAUAGAAAGCUAUUAUUGCAGGAGCUGGAGUUGUGUGACCUCUUGUGAUGGACCCCAGAGGUGGGAUGUCGGAAACAGAGAUCUAGUUAGCUUCACCUUCAAGGACCGUAGACACCAGGGGCCUCAGGUACGAGUACAAUUUAACCAGGAACGGGCGAAGAAAGAAAACCGCUGGACCUCAGGACUGACUUGGGGUUUUCAGCUUCACGUAAAUUGGCCCGGCCCCUACCCAGGCGAGCUUUUAAUCAUUAAACAGGUUAUUGAGCCGGUGCAGGUACAUAGUUUAGGUCCCAAUCUGGUCAAAGCAUUACAGGGGCAUAAGGCGACCCCCAAGCCAACCACCUUCAGACCAAGCUUGCCGGGAACAUUUAACAUCUCCUCUACCCCGAGCCUCAGAGGCAAACUGACAGAAACCCCUGGCCCUCUGGCUGUUACCAUUAGCUCAGCAAUUCAGGACCCCCUAUGGGCCUUAGUGAAUGCAGCCUUUACGGUCUUAAACCAUACCAACCCUAAUGCGACCCAGUCCUGUUGGCUUUGUUAUAAUCUUCACCCACCCUUCUAUGAGGCCAUAGGCCUCAAUGUCUCUUACCACUUAUCUUCAGGCCAGAACCCACCCCCAUGCCGAUGGGAAGAACGCAAGGUUGGCCUCACAAUGAAUGAAGUCUGGGGACAGGGACUCUGUUUGGGCACAGUGCCACGUGAUAAAACUUCCCUCUGUGCCCGGACUAUUAGUAACCUACGCUUACACGGCAAACAUUGGAUUGUGCCAGAGGUUGGGGGUUGGUGGAUUUGUUCACAUACUGGGCUAACCCCAUGUUUACAUUGUGAAGAUUUUUAACCAGAGUCAAGAAUUCUGUGUCCUGGUUGCUGUAAUGCCAAAAAUCUUAUACCACUCUGAAGAGGUUAUGUACUCACACUGGGACCGGGAAUUGCUAAGACAAAAGAGAGAGCCAAUCAGUGCAAUCACCAUGGCAGCCUUGUUCAGUCUUGGGCUGGCAGGAGCAGGGACAGGAAUAGCUUCACUAUCUCUGCAAGGCCAAGGGUUUUCCUCCCUACGAGCCGCCAUAGAUGAAGAUAUAACUCGCAUAGAAGAAUCAAUCAGCCACUUAGAGAAGUCUCUGACUUCCUUGUCUGAGGUGGUCUUGCAGAAUAGGAGAGGAUUAGACUUGAUUUUUCUCCAACACGGUGGGGUCUGCGCGGUUCUGGGAGAAGAAUGUUGUUUCUAUGCAGACCACACAGGAGUGGUAAGAGAAUCUAUGGCAAAAGUAAGAGAAGGGCUGGCGCAAUGAAAGAGGGAACGGGAGGCCCAACAGGGAUGGUUUGAGUCUUGGUUUCAACGCUCCCCCUGGCUGACCACCUUAGUUUCCACCCUCCUGGGCCCGCUUAUAGUGCUAUUAUUAACACUUACAUUUGGCCCUUGUAUUUUAAACCGGCUAAUGUCAUUUAUUAAAGAACGUCUAAAUACCAUUCAGAUUAUGGUAUUGAGGCAGCAAUAUCAGAUGGUAGCCCAGGAUGAAGAGAAAGAUUCCUCUACAGGAACAACAAGACAGGGGGGAAUGUGAGGCUGCCAGGGUUAAUACCGUGACGGGCGGCCUGGACCUAAGUUUUAGCUUCCCCCGAAAUGGUAAGAUUCCCUACCCCCAUCAGGUAACCUGGAGCCAGCCAAUCAAUAUGCGCCCAGUAAGAACAAAGGGAGAGCUGAAAAGCCCGUGAACGCCCAGGUUUGAAAAAAGCCCGCGAAAAUCUGUACCAAUAGAAUUGCCUUGCAAACAUGUAACCAAUCCGCUUAAGCCAGCUACUAACCGCUUUUGCAUAUCUUAUAAAUUUGUGUAACAAGCUUGAGCUCAGCGCUUUCUGACCCUGCACCACUGUGAUGUUUGUGGCAGAAAGCCCUGGCUCGAGACAGUAAUAAACUUCCCUUUUUUGCGAGUUGCAUUGUCUUGGAAGCCUUCUCUCUCUUCCCGCUCGGAUUCGGACAUCGGGCAUAACGUUUGGGGGCUCGUCUGGGAUCCCUUGACCGGGAGAAGGGAACGCUUACAGGACAAAGGGGAAGGAUAAAUAAUAACACCGGUGCUCAGGAAAGUCCAGAGUAAAUCCAAGGCCCUGCUGGGAAGCAGGGAGGUAUCUGGCACAGAAGGAAGGCUUUCUAUAAAGGGGGGCCAGCCGGCAUGAGGCCAGCGGAUGCGCUGGGAGGCAGCCGACUCCGCGGGAAGGAAAGUUCCUCUACCGACCCCGAGUCUGGUGAAAAGCGGACGCCAUUCUGUAAGGUGAAUCUGCUACCGGGAGGCAAGAAAAUUCAGGGGGCCCGAAAACCCAGCGCUGUGUCGUCGGCCGACGUUUGUUUGUCCGUGUGUUUGUCUUUGGCUCUCCGUGUUUUUGUGUGUGCCGGCAUUGUCUCUAGUCUCGUUCUCUUCUGGUGCAUCGUUCUUUCUCACUUCUGACUUUUUCUCCUUCUCUUCUUCUCUGAUCUGCCCUCAACUCCUUUUCUUUUCGGGAGUUUCAGUGAACAGGCGAACGGUUGUGGGGGCAUUUGAUGAGUCCUGGCCAGGGCUACACUCUGGCGGACUCUGAAGGCCCUACAAUAAGUAAGCCUCAGUAACUAGAGCCCGACCGGGUGAAACUCUCCUUUAACAUCCCUAACUGAGGACGUGGCCUAAAAUUCUUCUUGUGGGCACGGGUCAGGCACUUAAAGGCCAUUAGGGCACCUGCCACUUGAAGACUCCCGUGAGAGGAUAAGGGGGUCACGGAACGGACUAGAAACCCCUAGGGUGCCCGCCCCCAGCAAGAAAACUUCCGUGCAACGACGCCGGCACAUAAACAGUUCCAAAAGCAUACCAUAAGCCCAACCUCUUGGCCGCCACCACUCCCGGUAGGAUUUUUGGUGGUCGUUCUCAGUGACUUCCUCUCUCUCUUCCUUACCGUUUAUUCUUUGACCAUGGGGCAGGGAGAAUCUACCCCACUUUCUCUCAUGACUGACCAUUUUUCGGAUGUCAGGGCCAGGGCCCAUAACUUGUCUUUGCUAGUCAAGAAAAGUAAAUUAAUAACUUUUUGUUCUGCAGUGGCCCGCCUUUCAGGUUGGAUGGCCUCCGGAAGGCACCUUUCAACCGUCCAUCAUACAGGCUGUGAAGGAGAAGAUUAUGGCUCCUGAUCCCUGGGGCCAUCCGAGUCAGGUCCCCUAUGUCAUGGUCUGGCAGGAUCUAGUGGAAAAUCCGCCUAAAUGGUUAAAACCUUUUGUUCACAAACUUCCUAGUUCCUCCAAUUCACAGGUCCUGGUGAUGGAGACCCCCCGGAGGAAACCAAAAAGAAAGAGGACCCAAAACCAGUCCUUCAGGAAUCAUCUUAUCCAAACCUGAUAGAUCUAGAAACGGAGAUAAGGCCUCUGCCAUAUGUGCCCUCCUUGCAAUCCCCUCCGAGGAGAGAAGCUCCCACAGGUGAACCGAGAGGAUUAAGAGGGCCAACGGGAACCGACCGUGAGGGGGGGCUGGCAUUGGGGACCCGGGGGAAAACUAAGGGAGAUAGGGGUAAGCAAGACCCUGGGGCCCCAGAGUUACCUUCAUCCACUGUUCAGGCGCUCCCCGUCCGAGUGGGACCAACUAACCCGGACGGAGAGCGAACCUAUCAGUACUGGCCCUUUUCCACGAGUGACCUGUACAAUUGGAAGACCCAAAACCCUCCUUUCUCAGAGAAACCCCAAGGCCUCAUUGACCUCUUAGAUUCCAUUUUGUUCACUCAUAAUCCCACCUGGGAUGAUUGUCAGCAGCUGUUGCAGGUGCUCUUCACCACGGAAGAACGGGAGCGAAUUCUGGCAGAGGCGCGGAAACGGGCCCCAGGGGUCGACGGGAGGCCAACCGCCCAGCCUCAUCUUGUGGACGAGGGGUUUCCCCUGUUGCGGCCUAACUGGGAUUUUGAGCGGGUGGAAGGUAGGGAGCGUCUCCGAGUGUACCGCCAGACUCUAAUGGCUGGCCUGCGGGCUGCAGCAAGAAAGCCGACAAAUCUGGCAAAGGUAAAUUUAGUAAGGCAAGAGCCCACUGAAAGCCCGGCAGCCUUCCUAGAGAGGCUGAUGGAAGCUUUCAGGCAAUAUACACCUAUGGACCCCCAGGCUGAGGAGUCACGCGCUGCAGUUCUGUUAGCGUUCGUGAAUCAGGCAGCCCCAGAUAUUAGGAAGAAAUUACAAAAGGUAGAGGGAUUGGGAGAACAGACAAUACAGGAUUUACUGAAAGUAGCUGAAAAGGUAUUUAAUAAUAGGGAAACCCCAGAAGAAAGGGAAGAGCGAAUUCGGCGGGAGGAAAGGGAAUUAGCGGAGAAGAUCAGGAAAGAAGAUAGGGAACAUAGGGCGAGGGAAAACCAGAAGAACCAGAAGGAGCUAGCCCAGAUUCUUUUUGCGGGGAUAAAGGCCGGAACAGAAUUGAGGGAACCUCGAGACCCCCGGACGGGAGAAAAAGAAAAACCAAAAAGGCAGGCCCUAAAGAAGGAUCAGUGCGCCUACUGCAAAGAACAGGGGCACUGGAAAAACGAGUGCCCUAAGAGGGACUCAAGGAGAGGAAUGACCCAGAGAGAGAAAAUCCCCCCUGGAACUCGAGUUCUAUAUGCGGGGUAAGACAGUGACUAGGGGAGUCGAGACUCGGCACCCCUCCCCGAGUCCUGGGUAGCCAUACAUGUGGAGGGGAAACCCGUUGGCUUCAUGGUAGAUACUGGCGCCCAACACUCUGUUUUAAAUAAAAAACUGGGACCAAUGUCUAAGAAAACCAGCUUAGUGCAAGGAGCCAUGGGGACAAAAAGAUAUUGUUGGACCACAGAAUGGAAAGUAAAUCUGGGGACCCACCAGGUGUCCCAUUCGUUUUUGGUGAUACCAGAAUGCCCAGCCCCUCUACUUGGAAGAGACUUGUUGACUAAAGUUAAUGCUCAGAUCCAUUUUGACCCCGGGGGAAUGUCAGUCACGGAUGGACUUGGACAACCGAUACAUGUCUUGUCCCUAGCCUUAAGAGAUGAAUACAGACUUUUUGCGCCUAAGCCCUCAGAGACCAUAGCACUAGAUGUACAACCGUGGGUCCAUAAAUAUCCAUUGGCCUGGGCAGAAACAGCAGGAAUGGGACUAGCCAAACAGAGACAUCCGGUCGUCAUCGAGCUAAAGGCCGAGGCAGUUCCUGUGAGGGUGAGACAGUACCCUAUGAGCCAAGAAGCUCGGCGGGGGAUCACUCCCCACAUUCGACGGCUCAUGGAGGCCGGAAUUCUCAGGCGAUGCCAAUCCCCACACCCCCUUACUGCCGGUGAAGAAGCCAGGGGGGAAAGAUUACAGACCUGUCCAAGACCUGCGAGAAGUCAACAAACGGGUGAGUGACAUACACCCAACUGUCCCUAACCCGUAUACCCUCCUGAGCAGUUUACUGCCUGAGUACACUUGGUACACUGUGCUGGACUUGAAGGAUGCCUUUUUCAGCCUACCCCUGGCAGUUCGGGGCCAGGAGAUAUUUGCCUUUGAGUGGACUGAGGGGGAGGGCCAACCGGUAGUACAAUUAACUUGGACCCGCCUCCCACAGGGGUUCAAGAACUCCCCUACCUUGGUUAAUGAGGCUCUGAGUGAGGACCUCUAAGAAUAUCGGGCUUGCCACCCAGAGGUCAUUCUGCUACAAUAUGUAGAUGACCUUAUGUUGGCUGGAACCACAGAGGAAGCUUGCAGCCGUGCCACUGGGGACCUAUUACAGACCCUAGGCAUCUCGGGGUAUCGCGCUAGCGCAAAGAAGGCACAAAUAGCCCGGCAAGAGGUCACCUAUUUGGGGUAUAAGAUCAGGCAGGGGCAAAGGUGGCUAACCCAGGCCAUGAAAGAAACAAUAUUGCAGAUACCAGAGCCCAAAAACCCCCGCCAGGUGAGAGAGUUUCUGGGGACUGUUGGAUAUUGCAGACUGUGGAUUAUGGGGUUUGCUGAGAAGGCCCAGCCCUUAUAUGAGGGAAGUAAAGAGACCCCAAACUGGACUUGGACUGAGCCAAUGAAACAGGCUUUCCAGACACUCAGACGGGCCCUACUAGAAGCCCCAGCCCUUGCCCUGCCUAACCCAAAUAAGCCAUUCCAGCUGUUUGUAGAUGAAAAGCAAGGAAUAGGAAAGGGGGUCUUGACUCAACAAUGGGGACCAUGGAAGCGGCCGGUAGCAUACCUUUCGAAGCGAUUAGACCCGGUGGCCGCUGGGUGGCCCCCUUGCCUUCGCAUCAUUGCAGCUACAGCCCUCCUCGUCCGCGACGCUGACAAGUUGACGUAUGGACAGCAACUCUCGGUUUACACCCCCCACGCCGUAGAAGGGGUUUUAAAGCAGCCGCCGGGUAAGUGGAUCUCCAGUGCCCGCUUGACACACUACCAGGCCUUGCUGCUCGAUGCCCCAUGGGUGCGUUUUCAGACCCCUUGCUUCCUAAAUCCGGCCACGCUCUUACCCAACCCAGAGAAGGACAGCCCUCUCCACGAUUGCAGUGAGAUACUGGCUGAGGCCCUGGCGGCACGAAAAGACUUAACUGAUGUACCCCUAAGCAACAGGGAGCUAGUAUGGUUCACCGAUGGGAGCAGUUAUGUAAAAGAUGGGCAAAGGAAGGCGGGAGCCGCCAUAGUUGAUGAUUCAGGGCAGACGAUAUGGGCUGAGACACUACCCCCAAACACUUCUGCACAAAAAGCAGAAUUGAUUGCCCUAACACAGGCUCUGGAGCAAGCCAAAGGGAAGAGAGUCACCAUUUUUACUGACAGCCGAUAUGCUUUCAGCACUGCCCAUAUGCAAGGUCCCAUAUACCAAGAAAGGGGAUUUCGGACAGCUGAGGGAAAAGAGGUCAAAAAUCUGCCUGAGAUUCGCAGGAUCUUGGAAGCUGUCCAACUACCCCAGGCAGUAGCUAUAGUACAUGUCCCCGGUCACCAGAAAGGAGAAGACCCUAAGGCGCGGGGCAAUCGUGCUGCUGAUGCGGCCGCUCGAGAAGCGGCUAGCCGGGACUAUGCUGCCCUCAUAUUAGCCGUGGGACUUCCACCUCCUUGUAUGGGGACCUUGCCACCAGUUCCCGAAUAUUCCCUCCCUGAUCUCGCCUGGAUCAACAAGGAUACCACCCUCCAGAAAGAUGACCAAGAUGGAUGGUACUGAGACCAAAUCAACAACCUGAUCUUGCCUGCCACCCUGGGUCGUCACCUGUGUGAACACCUGCACACAACUACACACUUGGGAGAAAAAAAGACCCUAACACUUCUCCAGACGGCCUGCCUGAGGUUCCCUCGACAAAAUGCCACUGUACGAGAGAUAAUUCAAGCCUGCGAAGCGUGCCAGCUGAUGAGGGCAGAGAAGAAGCAGCACUCGGGAACGAGGUCGACAGGAUUGGACCCUGGGUUCACUGCAAUCACGUGCGGCAAGCCACAUCGGAAGAACAGGAAAAAGCGCGAGCAGAAUGGAAGGCGAGUCCUCACCCGUCAAAUCCUUUGAAACUGAAACUCGUCCGCCGGGAGGCCUCCUAAUUCUCCUGCUGAUGGCAGCUCUCAUCGACCCAGGAGCGACCAGUCAUAACCCCCAUCAACCUGCUAAGAUCACAUGGAAACUCAACGACGGGCAAACUCAUGAGCUGCUCAAUGAGACCUCAGGAAUCCACCCUCCAAACACCUGGUGGCCGGACCUGAACUUCGACCUCUCAAGCCUCUUCGCAAAGCAGGACGGUCUCUAUGAUAAGUCCUAUAGGGAUGGGAUAAAAAACCAUAGGUUGGGGUUUUGGGCUUGCCCGGGCUAUGUAAGAAAUAACUGGAAAACCUGUGGUGGCAUAGAAAGCUAUUAUUGCAGGAGCUGGAGUUGUUUGACCUCUUGUGAUGGACCCCAGACGUGGGAUGUCGGAAACAGAGAUCUAGUUAGCUUCACCUUCAAGGACCGUAGACACCAGGGGCCUCAGGUACGAGUACAAUUUAACCAGGAACGGGCGAAGAAAGAAAACCGCUGGACCUCAGGACUGACUUGGGGUUUUCAGCUUCACGUAAAUUGGCCCGGCCCCUACCCAGGCGAGCUUUUAAUCAUUAAACAGGUUAUUGAGCCGGUGCAGGUACAUAGUUUAGGUCCCAAUCUGGUCAAAGCAUUACAGGGGCAUAAGGCGACCCCCAAGCCAACCACCUUCAGACCAAGCUUGCCGGGAACAUUUAACAUCUCCUCUACCCCGAGCCUCAGAGGCAAACUGACAGAAACCCCUGGCCCUCUGGCUGUUACCAUUAGCUCAGCAAUUCAGGACCCCCUAUGGGCCUUAGUGAAUGCAGCCUUUACGGUCUUAAACCAUACCAACCCUAAUGCGACCCAGUCCUGUUGGCUUUGUUAUAAUCUUCACCCACCCUUCUAUGAGGCCAUAGGCCUCAAUGUCUCUUACCACUUAUCUUCAGGCCAGAACCCACCCCCAUGCCGAUGGGAAGAACGCAAGGUUGGCCUCACAAUGAAUGAAGUCUGGGGACAGGGACUCUGUUUGGGCACAGUGCCACGUGAUAAAACUUCCCUCUGUGCCCGGACUAUUAGUAACCUACGCUUACACGGCAAACAUUGGAUUGUGCCAGAGGUUGGGGGUUGGUGGAUUUGUUCACAUACUGGGCUAACCCCAUGUUUACAUUGUGAAGAUUUUUAACCAGAGUCAAGAAUUCUGUGUCCUGGUUGCUGUAAUGCCAAAAAUCUUAUACCACUCUGAAGAGGUUAUGUACUCACAUUGGGACCGGGAAUUGCUAAGACAAAAGAGAGAGCCAAUCAGUGCGAUCACCAUGGCAGCCUUGUUCAGUCUUGGGCUGGCAGGAGCAGGGACAGGUAUAGCUUCACUAUCUCUGCAAGGCCAAGGGUUUUCCUCCCUACGAGCCGCCAUAGAUGAAGAUAUAACUCGCAUAGAAGAAUCAAUCAGCCACUUAGAGAAGUCUCUGACUUCCGUGUCUGAGGUGGUCUUGCAGAAUAGGAGAGGAUUAGACUUGAUUUUUCUCCAACACGGUGGGGUCUGCGCGGCUCUGGGAGAAGAAUGUUGUUUCUAUGCAGACCAUACAGGAGUGGUAAGAGAAUCUAUGGCAAAAGUAAGAGAAGGGCUGGCGCAACGAAAGAGGGAACGGGAGGCCCAACAGGGAUGGUUUGAGUCUUGGUUUCAACGCUCCCCCUGGCUGAACACCUUAGUUUCCACCCUCCUGGGCCCGCUUAUAGUGCUAUUAUUAACACUUACAUUUGGCCCUUGUAUUUUAAACCGGCUAAUGUCAUUUAUUAAAGAACGUCUAAAUACCAUUCAGAUUAUGGUAUUGAGGCAGCAAUAUCAGAUGGUAGCCCAGGAUGAAGAGAAAGAUUCCUCUACAGGAACAACAAGACAGGGGGGAAUGUGAGGCUGCCAGGGUUAAUACCGUGACGGGCGGCCUGGACCUAAGUUUUAGCUUCCCCCGAAAUGGUAAGAUUCCCUACCCCCAUCAGGUAACCUGGAGCCAGCCAAUCAAUAUGCGCCCAGUAAGAACAAAGGGAGAGCUGAAAAGCCCGUGAACGCCCAGGUUUGAAAAAAGCCCGCGAAAGUCUGUACCAAUAGAAUUGCUUUGCAAGCAUGUAACCAAUCCGCUUAAGCCAGCUACUAACCGCUUUUGCAUAUCUUAUAAAUUUGUGUAACAAGCUUGAGCUCGGCGCUUUCUGACCCUGCACCACUGUGAUGUUUGUGGCAGAAAGCCCUGGCUCGAGACAGUAAUAAACUUCCCUUUUUUGCGAGUUGCAUUGUCUUGGAAGCCUUCUCUCUCUUCCCGCUCGGGGAUUCGGACAUCGGGCAUAACAUUUGGGGAUCGUCCGGGAUCCCUUGACAGGGAGAAGGGAACGCUUACAGGACAAAGGGGAAGGAUAAAUAAUAACACCGGUGCUCAGGAAAGUCCAGAGUAAAUCCAAGGCCCUGCUGGGAAGCAGGGAGGUAUCUGGCACAGAAGGAAGGCUUUCUAUAAAGGGGGGCCAGCCGGCGAGAGGCCGAGGCCAGCGGAUGCGCUGGGAGGCAGCCGACUCCGCGGGAAGGAAAGUUCCUCUACCGACCCCGAGUCUGGUGAAAAGCGGACGCCAUUCUGUAAGGUGAAUCUGCUACCGGGAGGCAAGAAAAUUCAGGGGGCCCGAAAACCCAGCGCUGUGUCGUCGGCCGACGUUUGUUUGUCCGUGUGUUUGUCUUUGGCUCUCCGUGUUUUUGUGUGUGCCGGCAUUAUCUCUAGACUCGUUCUCUUCUGGUGCAUCGUUCUUUCUCACUUCUGACUUUUUCUCCUUCUCUUCUUCUCUGAUCUGCCCUCAACUCCUUUUCUUUUCGGGAGUUUCAGUGAACAGGCGAACGGUUGUGGGGGCAUUUGAUGAGUCCUGGCCAGGGCUACACUCUGGCGGACUCUGAAGGCCCUGCAAUAAGUAAGCCUCAGUAACUAGAGCCCGACCGGGUGAAACUCUCCUUUAACAUCCCUAACUGAGGACGUGGCCUAAAAUUCUUCUUGUAGGCACGGGCCAGGCACUUAAAGGCCAUUAGGGCACCUGCCACUUGAAGACUCCCGUGAGAGGAUAAGGGGGUCACGGAACGGACUAGAAACCCCUAGGGUGCCCGCCCCCAGCAAGAAAACUUCCGUGCAAUGACGCCGGCACAUAAACAGUUCCAAAAGCAUACCAUAAGCCCAACCUCUUGGCCGCCACCACUCCCGGUAGGAUUUUUGGUGGUCGUUCUCAGUGACUUCCUCUCUCUCUUCCUUGCCGUUUAUUCUUUGACCAUGGGGCAGGGAGAAUCUACCCCACUUUCUCUCAUGACUGACCAUUUUUCGGAUGUCAGGGCCAGGGCCCAUAACUUGUCUUUGCUAGUCAAGAAAAGUAAAUUAAUAACUUUUUGUUCUGCAGAGUGGCCCGCCUUUCAGGUUGGAUGGCCUCCGGAAGGCACCUUUCAACCGUCCAUCAUACAGGCUGUGAAGGAGAAGAUUAUGGCUCCUGAUCCCUGGGGCCAUCCGAGUCAGGUCCCCUAUGUCAUGGUCUGGCAGGAUCUAGUGGAAAAUCCGCCUAAAUGGUUAAAACCUUUUGUUCACAAACUUCCUAGUUCCUCCAAUUCACAGGUCCUGGUGAUGGAGACCCCCCGGAGGAAACCAAAAAGAAAGAGGACCCAAAACCAGUCCUUCAGGAAUCAUCUUAUCCAAACCUGAUAGAUCUAGAAACGGAGAUAAGGCCUCCGCCAUAUGUGCCCUCCUUCCAAUCCCCUCCGAGGAGAGAAGCUCCCACAGGUGAACCGAGAGGAUUAAGAGGGCCAACGGGAACCGACUGUGAGGGGGGGGGGGCUGGCAUUGGGGACCCGGGGGAAAACUAAGGGAGAUAGGGGUAAGCAAGACCCUGGGGCCCCAGAGUUACCUUCAUCCACUGUUCAGGCGCUCCCCGUCCGAGUGGGACCAACUAACCCGGACGGAGAGCGAACCUAUCAGUACUGGCCCUUUUCCACGAGUGACCUGUACAAUUGGAAGACCCAAAACCCUCCUUUCUCAGAGAAACCCCAAGGCCUCAUUGACCUCUUAGAUUCCAUUUUGUUCACUCAUAAUCCCACCUGGGAUGAUUGUCAGCAGCUGUUGCAGGUGCUCUUCACCACGGAAGAACGGGAGCGAAUUCUGGCAGAGGCGCGGAAACGGGUCCCAGGGGUCGACGGGAGGCCAACCGCCCAGCCUCAUCUUGUGGACGAGGGGUUUCCCCUGUUGCGGCCUAACUGGGAUUUUGAGCGGGUGGAAGGUAGGGAGCAUCUCCGAGUGUACCGCCAGACUCUAAUGGCUGGCCUGCGGGCUGCAGCAAGAAAGCCGACAAAUCUGGCAAAGGUAAAUUUAGUAAGGCAAGAGCCCACUGAAAGCCCGGCAGCCUUCCUAGAGAGGCUGAUGGAAGCUUUCAGGCAAUAUACACCUAUGGACCCCCAGGCUGAGGAGUCACGCGCUGCAGUUCUGUUAGCGUUCGUGAAUCAGGCAGCCCCAGAUAUUAGGAAGAAAUUACAAAAGGUAGAGGGAUUGGGAGAACAGACAAUACAGGAUUUACUGAAAGUAGCUGAAAAGGUAUUUAAUAAUAGGGAGACCCCAGAAGAAAGGGAAGAGCGAAUUCGGCGGGAGGAAAGGGAAUUAGCGGAGAAGAUCAGGAAAGAAGAUAGGGAACAUAGGGCGAGGGAAAACCGGAAGAACCAGAAGGAGCUAGCCCAGAUUCUUUUUGCGGGGAUAAAGGCCGGAACAGAAUUGAGGGAACCUCGAGACCCCCGGACGGGAGAAAAAGAAAAACCAAAAAGGCAGGCCCUAAAGAAGGAUCAGUGCGCCUACUGCAAAGAACAGGGGCACUGGAAAAACGAGUGCCCUAAGAGGGACUCAAGGAGAGGAAUGACCCAGAGAGAGAAAAUCCCCCCUGGAACUCGAGUUCUAUAUGCGGGGGAAGACAGUGACUAGGGGAGUCGAGACUCGGCACCCCUCCCCGAGUCCUGGGUAGCCAUACAUGUGGAGGGGAAACCCGUUGGCUUCAUGGUAGAUACUGGCGCCCAACACUCUGUUCUAAAUAAAAAACUGGGACCAAUGUCUAAGAAAACCAGCUUAGUGCAAGGAGCCACGGGGACAAAAAGAUAUUGUUGGACCACAGAAUGGAAAGUAAAUCUGGGGACCCACCAGGUGUCCCAUUCGUUUUUGGUGAUACCAGAAUGCCCAGCCCCUCUACUUGGAAGAGACUUGUUGACUAAAGUUAAUGCUCAGAUCCAUUUUGACCCCGGGGGACUGUCAGUCACGGAUGGACUUGGACAACCGAUACAUGUCUUGUCCCUAGCCUUAAGAGAUGAAUACAGACUUUUUGCGCCUAAGCCCUCAGAGACCAUAGCACUAGAUGUACAACCGUGGGUCCAUAAAUAUCCAUUGGCCUGGGCAGAAACAGCAGGAAUGGGACUAGCCAAACAGAGACAUCCGGUCGUCAUCGAGCUAAAGGCCGAGGCAGUUCCUGUGAGGGUGAGACAGUACCCUAUGAGCCAAGAAGCUCGGCGGGGGAUCACUCCCCACAUUCGACGGCUCAUGGAGGCCGGAAUUCUCAGGCGAUGCCAAUCCCCACACCCCCUUACUGCUGGUGAAGAAGCCAGGGUGGACAGAUUACAGACCUGUCCAAGACCUGCGAGAAGUCAACAAACGGGUGAGUGACAUACACCCAACUGUCCCUAACCCGUAUACCCUCCUGAGCAGUUUACUGCCUGAGUACACUUGGUACACUGUGCUGGACUUGAAGGAUGCCUUUUUCAGCCUACCCCUGGCAGUUCGGGGCCAGGAGAUAUUUGCCUUUGAGUGGACUGAGGGGGAGGGCCAACCGGUAGUACAAUUAACUUGGACCCGCCUCCCACAGGGGUUCAAGAACUCCCCUACCUUGGUUAAUGAGGCUCUGAGUGAGGACCUCUAAGAAUAUCGGGCUUGCCACCCAGAGGUCAUUCUGCUACAAUAUGUAGAUGACCUUAUGUUGGCUGGAACCACAGAGGAAGCUUGCAGCCGUGCCACUGGGGACCUAUUACAGACCCUAGGCAUCUCGGGGUAUCGCGCUAGCGCAAAGAAGGCACAAAUAGCCCGGCAAGAGGUCACCUAUUUGGGGUAUAAGAUCAGGCAGGGGCAAAGGUGGCUAACCCAGGCCAUGAAAGAAACAAUAUUGCAGAUACCAGAGCCCAAAAACCCCCGCCAGGUGAGAGAGUUUCUGGAGACUGUUGGAUAUUGCAGACUGUGGAUUAUGGGGUUUGCUGAGAAGGCCCGGCCCUUAUAUGAGGGAAGUAAAGAGACCCCAAACUGGACUUGGACUGAGCCAAUGAAACAGGCUUUCCAGACACUCAGACGGGCCCUACUAGAAGCCCCAGCCCUUGCCCUGCCUAACCCAAAUAAGCCAUUCCAGCUGUUUGUAGAUGAAAAGCAAGGAAUAGGAAAGGGGGUCUUGACUCAACAAUGGGGACCAUGGAAGCGGCCGGUAGCAUACCUUUCGAAGCGAUUAGACCCGGUGGCCGCUGGGUGGCCCCCUUGCCUUCGCAUCAUUGCAGCUACAGCCCUCCUCGUCCGCGACGCUGACAAGUUGACGUAUGGACAGCAACUCUCGGUUUACACCCCCCACGCCGUAGAAGGGGUUUUAAAGCAGCCGCCGGGUAAGUGGAUCUCCAAUGCCCGCUUGACACACUACCAGGCCUUGCUGCUCGAUGCCCCACGGGUGCAUUUUCAGACCCCUUGCUUCCUAAAUCCGGCCACGCUCCUACCCAACCCAGAGAAGGACAGCCCUCUCCAUGAUUGCGGUGAGAUACUGGCUGAGGCCCUGGCAGCACGAAAAGACUUAACUGAUGUACCCCUAAGCAACAGGGAGCUAGUAUGGUUCACCGAUGGGAGCAGUUAUGUAAAAGAUGGGCAAAGGAAGGCGGGAGCCGCCAUAGUUGAUGAUUCAGGGCAGACGAUAUGGGCUGAGACACUACCCCCAAACACUUCUGCACAAAAAGCAGAAUUGAUUGCCCUAACACAGGCUCUGGAGCAAGCCAAAGGGAAGAGAGUCACCAUUUUUACUGACAGCCGAUAUGCUUUCAGCACUGCCCAUAUGCAAGGUCCCAUAUACCAAGAAAGGGGAUUUCGGACAGCUGAGGGAAAAGAGGUCAAAAAUCUGCCUGAGAUUCGCAGGAUCUUGGAAGCUGUCCAACUACCCCAGGCAGUAGCUAUAGUACAUGUCCCCGGUCACCAGAAAGGAGAAGACCCUAAGGCGCGGGGCAAUCGUGCUGCUGAUGCGGCCGCUCGAGAAGCGGCUAGCCGGGACUAUGCUGCCCUCAUAUUAGCCGUGGGACUUCCACCUCCUUGUAUGGGGACCUUGCCACCAGUUCCCGAAUAUUCCCUCCCUGAUCUCGCCUGGAUCAACAAGGAUACCACCCUCCAGAAAGAUGACCAAGAUGGAUGGUACCGAGACCAAAUCAACAACCUGAUCUUGCCUGCCACCCUGGGUCGUCACCUGUGUGAACACCUGCACACAACUACACACUUGGGAGAAAAAAAGACCCUAACACUUCUCCAGACGGCCUGCCUGAGGGUCCCUCGACAAAAUGCCACUGUACGAGAGAUAAUUCAAGCCUGCGAAGCGUGCCAGCUGAUGAGGGCAGAGAAGAAGCAGCACUCGGGAACGAGGUCGACAGGAUUGGACCCUGGGUUCACUGCAAUCACGUGCGGCAAGCCACAUCGGAAGAACAGGAAAAAGCGCGAGCAGAAUGGAAGCGAGUCCUCACCCGUCAAAUCCUUUGAAACUGAAACUCGUCUGCCGGGAGGCCUCCUAAUUCUCCUGCUGAUGGCAGCUCUCAUCGACCCAGGAGCGACCAGUCAUAACCCCCAUCAACCUGCUAAGAUCACAUGGAAACUCAACGACGGGCAAACUCAUGAGCUGCUCAAUGAGACCUCAGGAAUCCACUCUCCAAACACCUGGUGGCCUGACCUGAACUUCGACCUCUCAAGCCUCUUCGCAAAGCAGGACGGUCUCUAUGAUAAGUACUAUAGGGAUGGGAUAAAAAACCAUAGGUUGGGGUUUUGGGCUUGCCCGGGCUAUGUAAGAAAUAACUGGAAAACCUGUGGUGGCAUAGAAAGCUAUUAUUGCAGGAGCUGGAGUUGUGUGACCUCUUGUGAUGGACCCCAGAGGUGGGAUGUCGGAAACAGAGAUCUAGUUAGCUUCACCUUCAAGGACCGUAGACACCAGGGGCCUCAGGUACGAGUACAAUUUAACCAGGAACGGGCGAAGAAAGAAAACCGCUGGACCUCAGGACUGACUUGGGGUUUUCAGCUUCACGUAAAUUGGCCCGGCCCCUACCCAGGCGAGCUUUUAAUCAUUAAACAGGUUAUUGAGCCGGUGCAGGUACAUAGUUUAGGUCCCAAUCUGGUCAAAGCAUUACAGGGGCAUAAGGCGACCCCCAAGCCAACCACCUUCAGACCAAGCUUGCCGGGAACAUUUAACAUCUCCUCUACCCCGAGCCUCAGAGGCAAACUGACAGAAACCCCUGGCCCUCUGGCUGUUACCAUUAGCUCAGCAAUUCAGGACCCCCUAUGGGCCUUAGUGAAUGCAGCCUUUACGGUCUUAAACCAUACCAACCCUAAUGCGACCCAGUCCUGUUGGCUUUGUUAUAAUCUUCACCCACCCUUCUAUGAGGCCAUGGGCCUCAAUGUCUCUUACCACUUAUCUUCAGGCCAGAACCCACCCCCAUGCCGAUGGGAAGAACGCAAGGUUGGCCUCACAAUGAAUGAAGUCUGGGGACAGGGACUCUGUUUGGGCACAGUGCCACGUGAUAAAACUUCCCUCUGUGCCCGGACUAUUAGUAACCUACGCUUACACGGCAAACAUUGGAUUGUGCCAGAGGUUGGGGGUUGGUGGAUUUGUUCACAUACUGGGCUAACCCCAUGUUUACAUUGUGAAGAUUUUUAACCAGAGUCAAGAAUUCUGUGUCCUGGUUGCUGUAAUGCCAAAAAUCUUAUACCACUCUGAAGAGGUUAUGUACUCACAUUGGGACCGGGAAUUGCUAAGACAAAAGAGAGAGCCAAUCAGUGCGAUCACCAUGGCAGCCUUGUUCAGUCUUGGGCUGGCAGGAGCAGGGACAGGAAUAGCUUCACUAUCUCUGCAAGGCCAAGGGUUUUCCUCCCUACGAGCCGCCAUAGAUGAAGAUAUAACUCGCAUAGAAGAAUCAAUCAGCCACUUAGAGAAGUCUCUGACUUCCUUGUCUGAGGUGGUCUUGCAGAAUAGGAGAGGAUUAGACUUGAUUUUUCUCCAACACGGUGGGGUCUGCGCGGCUCUGGGAGAAGAAUGUUGUUUCUAUGCAGACCAUACAGGAGUGGUAAGAGAAUCUAUGGCAAAAGUAAGAGAAGGGCUGGCGCAACAAAAGAGGGAACGGGAGGCCCAACAGGGAUGGUUUGAGUCUUGGUUUCAACGCUCCCCCUGGCUGACCACCUUAGUUUCCACCCUCCUGGGCCCGCUUAUAGUGCUAUUAUUAACACUUACAUUUGGCCCUUGUAUUUCAAACUGGCUAAUGUCAUUUAUUAAAGAACAUCUAAAUACCAUUCAGAUUAUGGUAUUGAGGCCGCAUUAUCAGAUGGUAGCCCAGGAUGAAGAGAAAGCUUCCUCCACAGGAACAACAAGACAGGGGGGAAUGUGAGGCUGCCAUGGUUAAUACCGUGAUGGGCGGCCUGGACCUAAGUUUUAGCUUCCCCCGAAAUGGUAAGAUUCCCUACCCCCAUCAGGUAACCUGGAGCCAGCCAAUCAAUAUCUGCCCAGUAAGAACAAAGGGAGAGCUGGCCUUCCUCACUUCCCCUGGGCUCGAGUCCAGGAAGCCUUUAUGCUCACACCCAGACUCAACUUCCUUCGUUUUAAAUUCUAAAAUCAUUUUGUUGACAAUUUUGAAAAGCUCUUUCCAUUUAUAUCUCUUACAAAAUAUUGCCUAUAUUCUCUGUGUGUAUGAUCCAUCCUUGAGGCUGUCUUAGGGCAUCUCAAGUGGCACUAGUAUUCAAGAAUCUGCCUGCCAAUGCAGGACGCACAGGAGACACGGGAUGGAUCCCUGAGUAGGCAAGAUCGCCUGCAGAAGGAAAUGGUAACCCAAUCCCAGUAUUCUUGCCUGGAAAAUUCCAUGGACAGGAGAGCCUGUCUUACUCCCAGAUUUUGUACCUCCUCCUCCCCACCAUACUUAAUCUCCUGCUCUCCCACUAGAAACCACUAGUUUCAAAAUAUCCUUCUGCUGCUUUUUUGUUAUAUCCACUACUCGUCAGGAAAGUAGUGUAUAUUACAAUUGUUUUUGUUAAAUCCAUUAGAGAAAAGCAUUAUAAAAGUAUAAAAUUUUUUUCUUUUAUCCACUUCAUAUACAGUCAAGAAACUACUAUAGAUAGCAACGAAGUAGUGUAUCUCUCCGCACAGGAAGGAGUAGCCAAGACACAGCCUCUUCCAGAUGGAGACUUCCCAUAUGUCUGUCAGAGCAAGUAAAUUGAGGACCUAGACUAAAAGGAACAGAAACACUCCCUUGUUCAGCAUGGAGACACUGAUUUAUUUAACCAAGAACAAGCUCAAAGAAACUCUUGAAUAUAUAGCUGCUGACCUUCUCACAGAGAUGUUAUAGACAUUUGUAGAAAAUAAAUUACAAGUGGAUGAAUUGAGGCUGGCCCGGAGGCCAUUCAGUGAGUUGCUUAAACACCUAGUCAAAUGGUUGCUGCUAUCUGUCCUACACCAGAUGGCUUUGGUGGCAUGGAACCAGUUAGGCAUGAGUUGCUUAAGGAAUAAGAUUAUAUAUGUCUUUAGGAAGUUUGGUCACCAACUAGCUGAAGUCAUCAUGGCUUAAUUUCUAUUCAUGUGUCAGUUCGGUAUCUAUGCUAUCUUUGUGAAGUCUUAAGAAGACAGCAUCAUGCAUUAUUGUGUGAGAGGACUCAUCAUUGUGGGAUGUUUGUGGCUAAGAUUUCAGUUUCCUUCUGAUUUAUACAUCCCAACUCUGCCUGCCUAACCAACAAGACUGAUUGAACUGGGGGAGACAUCCCUAAGAUUAUAAUAGUAUUCAGAAGACACAGAUCACCAGCUUACCUUCCUUUAUUCCUUCCUCAACAACAGUUUGGUCUAACAUGAACAAAAAUUGAGAAACAGAAUUUGUGCUGUUAGCAGCAACACACCACCUCUACCCUCCUGACAAUGGAUGACCUGUGGGCCUUUUCAGUUGCUCUUUGUGACUAGUCCACCAGGCUCCUAUGUUCAUGGGCUUUCCCAAGCAAGAAUACUGGAGUGGGGUGCCACUUCCUAUUCCAGGGGAUCUUAUGCACCCAGAGAUCAGAUGCGUGUUCCCUGCAUGUCCUGCGUUGCAGGCAUUUUCUUUAUCACUGAGCCCCUAACAAAGUACAGCCUUCACUCUAAGGAUAUAAAGGAUAUCUGAAGGCUCAUGUGGUCUGCCCGAUUCUGUGCUGACUUCCUUCUCCUGGAGCUGAAACUCCAGCCAGGGGCAGACCAGGGAAGGGACAGAUUGUAACCAAGCAGGACCCUCUGAGGCUUUCCCAGAAUAACCCCCCAGCCAAGUCCUCUGCCUGCCUUUUGUCUGUAAAAAAACUUGCACCACAGAAUAAAUGUAGGGACUUCACUCCCGGUCUAGUGGCUAAGACUCCACCAGUCAAAUUCAGGGGUGAAGGUUGAAUACUUGGUUGGGGUAUGAAUAUCCCACAUGCCUUGCAGCGAGAUUAGGGGGGAAAAAAAGAAGAAGAAUAAAUUUAAUCAGAGAAGUGAGAAAAUGUGGAAAGGAAAACAGUCAAACAAGACUGAUGAAAAAAUGAGACCUAGUCUUAUGUAAAUAUAUGUAUGACUCAGUUUGUGUGUUUGUCUUUAGAUAACAUUCCUGAGAUUCAUUUCUCAAUGAGCUCCAUUUAAUUGACUUAAAGAAAAGUAAACACUUACAAAUAAAGUAUUUCUAAGGUUCACAUGAUCUGGGAAAUGUUCAAUAUUAAGUCCAUAUUUGGUAUGGACCUCAGGUUAGUUUGUUGUUUAACCGCGUGUGAAUUGAUGGAGACAUGAGUCACUAAGAUUGUCAUCAACACUCACUGCACCUAGUUCUGCUGCGAGUCAAAAAGUCCUAUCUGUUACAAAAUUUAACUGCAAGGAAAUUAACUAUGAUGAUAUUGUCAUAAAUAAUAGAGAUAAAUGGUAGAGAUGUUUUUAGGUAAACUCUUUAAAAGAAUUAUAUUUCGUUUUUCCAAAUUCGUCGGAAUUUAGAACUUUAGGGUUUUGCUAAAUUCAGUAAAAUAAUGAGAAUGUACUGAAGACUGAAAUCAGUUUGAGAUAAAAUACUGAAACACUGACUACUGAACAAAUCCAUGUUUAUCUUUACCUUCUUAUGAAUGAAAACACUAAAUGUGUUUAUUAAACACACAUCUUGUACCACCUAAAGAAAAAUUAUGCUCUGAAAUAUGUCUGUCAUAUACUUUAUGAAUCUAAUGUCAUAAAAAGAAAUACAAUUCAAUUGCUUGUUUCUUGGUUUUAAGUUUUAAGGGAUUUUAGAAAUGCAGUGUAUUUACAGUUACUAAAAAUGGUAAGAGACUGGAAUGCAAGUAGGACAUAUGUUUGUUGUCAAAAGAAGAUAUAGAAAAUAACAGUAGUUUUUCUUGAAAUAUAACAAGAGGAUAAUUUUGCUGGUUUGGAUAGGGAAAAAUAAGAGACAUAUUAUGUGGAUACAAAAAAAAAUGAUUAACGUUUUUAAAAAAGGGAGGAUUGAUUAAGGUUAAAUUAAAUUUAAUUAGGUAAAGAACUUUAUUUUUAAUAGUAACCUGGUCCAAGACUGGAAUUUGGCUUUCUCUCUCUAAUAAGAAAACAAACUUCCUGGAAUAAUGAGCUGCCUUGGAGAAGAGAUGGGAAGUCUCUUUCUCUAGCUAACUUUGAGUGUCCAGGAGGAACUGUGAGGCAGCUCAGAGGGAAAUAUUAGACUGAUUGGCAUCCCUGGUGUGUUAAAUACCACGGGGAACAUUGUUAAAUGUAAGUCUUCUAGAGUUCUCCUGCGGACGGUUGCUAUUAAUACAGAUGUGUUAAAAAUUAAGGAAUUCCGACAAACCUGGUGUGUCCUGAUGUUACCAAGACAUAAUUCUCAUUACUGUAAUCAAGUUUCUUAGCCCAUUACAUUGUGCUCACGAGUGUCACCAUAUCUUUAAGUCACUCACAGAGAGUUCUUGUACUCGGACGGUUUUGCAAAAGUGCUUCAUAUAGGGAAGACCAUUUUGAGAAGCACUGGUCUCUGAUCAAUUUCACUUUAUACCAUGCAACUGGGUAGGAAAUUUAAGGUGAAGUGAAAGUUGCUCAGUUGUGUCUGACUCUUUGUGACCCCAUGGAUUAUACAGUCCAUGGAAUUCUCUAGGCCAGAAUACUGGAGUGUAGCCCUUCCCUUCUCAGAGGAUCUUCCCAACCCAGGGGGCUUCCCUUGUGGCUCAGCUGGUAAAGGAAAUUUUAAAAUCCUAAUUUAAAAAACAUGAUGGUAUCAUAAAAGUGUUUAACAAAAAAGAUGAGCUCCUGAAACAACUUGUAAAUAUAGUUUUAGAGUUUAUGGAUUUUGUUGGCUGAAAUCUUAUUGGGUUUGAUCUGUGAUUUCCAGAUAAAACAAAGCCCUUCCCCUCAAGCUACUAAUGACUGACAGCAAUUGAGUAAAUUCCCUCUGUGAGUAAAAUGCAAAUAUGUUUCUUUUCUCUCUUCUUUGUUCCUCCAGAGGUUAAUGAUUCUUAUGUUCUGAGCGGCCUUAUCAGGUUAAUAAAAACGACAGUUUCCUGACAGGAGCAGAAAUCUUCCUAUUUUGCGGACUUCUAGAAGAGAGAAAUCUGCAAGGCAAAAACGAAUGGCAGGACUUUGGCCUGGAUUUCCUGAGCUUAGGAGGCUAUUUGUUGUUUGUCUUUGGCAUUUGGUCUGAAACACUUUUUUUAUACAUAUAAUUGUUUUAUUAUUGAUUUA
Messenger RNA from Dama dama (fallow deer), 39605 nucleotides. RefSeq lists its product as uncharacterized. The coding region runs from base 23853 to 25313 and encodes 486 amino acids. NCBI's taxonomy places the organism in Eukaryota, Metazoa, Chordata, Mammalia, Artiodactyla, Cervidae. The transcript has 3 exons. Gene Ontology annotation, molecular function: nucleic acid binding; RNA-DNA hybrid ribonuclease activity. The record is from RefSeq and is a predicted model, not a curated record.